GACGCGCCUGCGCAGGGCGGCGCGUGCGAGACUGGGAGGCCGUUGGCGGCCGUUGGGUUACCUCAGCAGCCAGUCAGUGGGUCGGCUGGUCGGCGGCGCAGGCGCGCUGGGCCUUUUCCCUCCGCCUCACUAGUCUCUCCGCCCUCCCUUCAGAGCCGAGCAGGAGCCGCCGCCGCCGGUCUUGCCCUCGCCAUGGGCUCGGAGAAGGACUCGGAGUCGCCGCGCUCGACGUCCCUCCAUGCGGCCGCCCCGCCGGCCAAGUGCCCGAAGAGCGGCUCGGUGCGCGGCAGCGGCGGCGGCGGCACCACCACCAGCACCACCGCGGCCAGCGGCGGCGACGGGCCGGGCGGAGGAGUGAGCCGGGGCCGGCGCCGCCGCCGCCUGCUUAGCUUCCAGAGCGUCUUCUCGGCCGCCGCCUCCGCCGCGUCGUCGUCGGCCUCUGGCGCGGGCGUGCGCCGCCGCCGGGCCAAGGCCGCUAAGGCCAAGCCGGAGCCGCCGCAAGCCAAGCCCGCCCCGGUGGAGGAGGAGGAGGAGGAAGAGGAGGAGAACGAGGGCCAGCAGCGCACCGGCCCCGCGGCGGAGGAGGAGAGCGGCGCGGGCGCCGAGGGUCCUCUGCCGCCGCCCGCCGCCGCCUCCUCCCCGCCUCCGGCCGGGCCCGAGCAGGGCGAUGCUGCCGCCGCCGCCCCGCCGUCGUCCUCGUCUUCGUCCGCCGGCGAGGAGCCGCCGUCGCCGUCGGAGCUGGAGUGCCCGCUGUGCCUGGUCCGGCAGCCGGCGGGCAACGCGCCGCGCCUCCUCUCGUGCCCGCACCGCUCGUGCCGCGCCUGCCUCCGCCAGUACCUGCGCAUCGAGAUCACCGAGUCGCGCGUCAACAUCAGCUGCCCCGAGUGCAGCGAGCGCCUCAACCCGGCCGACAUCCGCCUGCUGCUCCGCGACUCGCCCCACUUGGUCGCCAAGUACGAGGAGUUCAUGCUCCGCCGCUGCCUGGCCGCCGACCCCGACUGCCGCUGGUGCCCGGCCCCGGACUGCGGUUAUGCUGUUAUUGCUUAUGGAUGUGCUAGCUGCCCCAAACUGACAUGUGAGAGAGAAGGCUGCCAGACUGAGUUUUGCUAUCACUGCAAACAAAUAUGGCACCCAAACCAAACUUGCGACAUGGCCCGCCAGCAAAGGGCACAGACGCUGCGAGUGCGGACAAAGCACACCUCAGGCCUCAGUUACGGACAGGAAUCUGGACCAGCGGAUGAUAUUAAGCCAUGUCCACGUUGCAGUGCCUACAUCAUCAAGAUGAAUGAUGGCAGCUGUAAUCACAUGACCUGUGCUGUGUGUGGCUGUGAGUUCUGCUGGCUGUGUAUGAAGGAAAUAUCUGAUUUGCAUUACCUCAGUCCUUCUGGUUGUACAUUCUGGGGCAAGAAGCCAUGGAGUCGUAAAAAGAAGAUUCUUUGGCAGCUGGGAACGCUGAUUGGUGCCCCAGUGGGUAUUUCUCUCAUUGCUGGCAUUGCCAUUCCAGCAAUGGUCAUUGGCAUCCCUGUUUAUGUUGGGAGAAAGAUUCAUAGCAGGUAUGAAGGAAAGAAAACCUCCAAGCACAAGAGGAACCUGGCCAUUACUGGUGGUGUAACUUUGUCUGUGAUUGCAUCACCUGUCAUUGCUGCUGUCAGUGUAGGUAUUGGAGUCCCUAUUAUGUUGGCCUAUGUCUAUGGAGUUGUGCCAAUAUCUUUGUGCCGAGGUGGUGGUUGUGGAGUUAGCACAGCCAAUGGGAAAGGAGUUAAGAUAGAGUUUGAUGAAGAUGAUGGGCCAAUUACAGUGGCAGAUGCUUGGAGAGCUCUGAAGAAUCCCAGCAUUGGGGAGAGCAGCAUUGAAGGCCUUACAAGCGUGCUGAGCACCAGUGGAAGCCCUACUGAUGGGCUCAGUGUCAUGCAGGGCAACUACAGCGAGACAGCCAGUUUUGCUGCCCUUUCAGGAGGCACCCUCAGCGGUGGAGUGCUUUUGGGAGGGAAGGGAAAGUACAGCAGGCUGGAAGUGCAGGCCGAUGUGCAGAAAGAGAUCUUCCCUAAGGAUUCAGUCAGCCUUGGAGCCAUUAGUGACAAUGCCAGCACGCGUGCCAUGGCAGGCUCCAUCAUUAGUUCUUACAACCCCCAGGACAGGGAGUGUAACAACAUGGAGAUCCAGGUGGACAUAGAGGCCAAGCCAAGUCAUUACCAGCUUGUCAGUGGGAGCAGUACAGAGGAUUCUCUCCAUGUUCACACCCAGAUGGCAGAGAAUGAGGAGGAGGAAGCAGAAGAAGAACAGGAGCAGAUGUGUAACCACCAAAGCUGUGAGCAGAAGGACUGCAUUGCCAGCAAAACCUGGGACAUCACUCUAGCACAGCCUGAAAGCAUCCGUAGUGACUUGGAGAGCUCGGACAGUCAGUCGGAUGAUGUGCCCGACAUUACCUCGGAUGAAUGUGAUUCCCCCUACCCCCAGACUGCUACCUGCCUGCAUCCCCCAAAUGCCAGAGGUGCUGAGAGCCCAAGUGCCCAUAUUAGCCUUUGUGCCCAAGCAGAGGGGCACAGGCCAGAGGAGAUAGUUGCUACCUUGGAGUGCAUUGAGGCCCGAGUAUGAGGCUGCUCCCUCUUGAGAAGAAGCACACUGAUUGUUACUGCCUCUACUUCAGUGAGGGCCUCCAGGAGUGGGGGUGGAUGUGUCCUUGUCAGCUUUUUGUUUCUGAUUCCUCAGACUGCUACCCUAACCAGUUUCUGGGGAAAUGGCAUUUCUUACAUGAUGAUGAUAAACCCUUGCUCUCUCUCUCUCCCUUUUUUUAAUUUAUUGAUUCAAGCGCUUGGUGAUGCUCAGUGAGUUGUGUAAGAGUGUACAUAAAGAUGUGUGUGUGUACAUCGUAUGUCUGCCAAACAUACGCAUAAGUACGCCUUUAAUAAAGAUCUCUGUUAUCAUUCAAAGCUGA
This is a messenger RNA of Hemicordylus capensis (graceful crag lizard), 2935 nucleotides long. It is a transcript of the gene RNF19B, whose product is annotated as ring finger protein 19B. The record is from RefSeq and is a predicted model, not a curated record. The transcript has 9 exons. Bases 193 to 2595 code for a protein of 800 amino acids. Lineage: Eukaryota; Metazoa; Chordata; Lepidosauria; Squamata; Cordylidae. Gene Ontology annotation, biological process: positive regulation of proteasomal ubiquitin-dependent protein catabolic process; ubiquitin-dependent protein catabolic process; protein polyubiquitination. Gene Ontology annotation, molecular function: zinc ion binding; ubiquitin protein ligase activity; ubiquitin conjugating enzyme binding. Gene Ontology annotation, cellular component: ubiquitin ligase complex; cytoplasm.